AUGGCUUUUACCAUGGUUCGAAUGGCCUUUGGCCUUCUAUCGCUGUGUACACAUUCCAUAACCCUCGCCAAGUCAACAAAGAUACAACCACGCCAAUUCACCAACGUCCCUGGCGACGUGCCUUUCACCGGAUUUGAUGGUUGUUUCGAUGAAGCGAAACAAAAUCCUAAGAUCAAAGAUAUCGAGCAGGCUUGGGCCGAUGUGGUGACGCUUGUUGACACUCCAAGCGAUUUCUUUCCUCCCCAAACCUUGGAGAAGAGAGUCUUCGGAGACGAUAUCGGCCAGAGAUUUAAUGACAUGGCGCUCAUACACACUAUAUUCAACAAUCUCCAGGAACUCGAUGGGUCUGGGCGUAAGAUACGCAUUGCCUGUAAAGACAUUCGUCAAUCUGGCACUAUCGGCGCCUAUUCCUUCGCCCCUAGUGGCUCAUACGAAGAGUCUACUAUUGUUCUUUGUUCUCCUUUUUUCGCGCCUGGUCAAGAGACUCUAGGAGAGAGAAUUAAUGACCUCCGAAAGGCGUCUCGCGAUGACAGAAAGAACCCAUAUCUUAUGAGUGGCAAGUUCAGGAUGUUACUUCACGAGCUUGUACACCUUCCCGCAGUUGAAGGGACAGAAGAGAUGAUCGUGAUUGAUCAAAUCUUCAAUCCAGAGAAUUACCAGAAGAUCUAUGGUAUUUAUUGGGUAGAAAGGUUUGCUAGAAACAGGCGAGGACGCGGUUUUACGCACUUGAAUGCUGAUAACUACGCAUGGUACGCGAGCUUGAAAUACUUUGAGAGGAUGUUUGGCACCCCCAACGCAAUCUAUCAAAAAAGAGAUGAAGAUGAUGUGCCUGAAGAGCCCAGCAUUCUCGAGAAUAAGAAUCUUAGGAUUCUGCCCCUUGGCGACUCGAUUACUUUCGGCUUCAAAAGCUCCGACGGGAACGGCUAUCGUAAGGCUUUGAGAGACACACUUACCGGUGCUAGUAAUAAGGUCGACAUGAUCGGGUCUGUUAAAGCAGGAACGAUGGAAGACAAUGACAAUGAAGGUCAUAGUGGUCUGAAGAUUUUGGAGAUUGCUGGAUUUGACAGUGCCUACAAACAAAGACCUAACGUGGUAUUGCUACAUGCAGGCACAAACGAUAUGGGCAAGGCGUCAGACGCCAAUGGUGCUCCGCAGCGCCUCGAUGAUCUCGUCGGAAACUUGGUUAAAACUCUCCCAGAUGCAAGUAUUCUCGUUGCUAGAAUCAUCCCUGCGGCUUCGAGUGACACCAUGUCGCGCAUCGAGGCAUACAACGAAGCGAUCACAACCCUCAUGACAACUCGUGCAAAGAGAGGAGAGCACGUUCUCGUGGUGGACAUGCCGUCUAGCGUGUCGACUAGCGAUCUUUCGGAUGGCCUGCAUCCAAACGACCAAGGCUAUCAAAACAUGGCAAACAAGUGGGUGAUUGGCCUCACAGAAGCUGUCUCACGGGGUUGGAUCAAGGCUCCUGUGGCAGGUGAUGGACAACAAAACAAAUCAAUAUGCCCCAAGGUACCCACCUGGCUGCCUCAAGGCACUAUCGCCAGCGGAGGGGGCCUCGGAACCGGAUCCUUUGCUGGGCGGGAGUGUGUCUACGGCGAUUGUGAUAAAGGCCAGCUAGACCGCCUCUACGACACCAAGAGGGAGUGUGCUCGGAACUGUAUCAAGGGCGAGUGCUCCAAAGAUGCAAAAAGUGGCAAAUUCAAGUGUGCGGGCUGCCAAGAAUUCAUGUUCCAGUGCUCUUGUGCAUAUACUGACGGCACCUUUUCUGAGGAAAUCGUUGACGAGCCGCUCAUUGAUGACAACUGCGGGAAACUCAACAAAACCGGCACUAGCGCUGUUCACUUUGCCGAUAUUGACGGCGACGGUCGUGACGAUUAUCUCUAUGUUGGCCCAACCGGCAAGGUGACCAUGUUCAGGAACGCCGGCGGCGCCCCCGACGAGGGACCUAAUGCCGGAAAGGUACAGUGGGUUAGUGUUGGAGAGAUUGCUGCAGGGGUGGGCGGUCGAGGGGACCAGAUCCGCUUUGCUGAUCUUGAUGGAGAUGGUCGGGCCGAGUAUCUUUGGGUCAAGGACUCUGGCGCUGUACAAGCCUGGUGGAACAAUGGUUUCAGCUCCUCGAAAGUCAAUUGGGGUUCGGCAACUGGUGAGGAGGUCGCCACAGGUAUCGGUGAUGGAGCGGGUGUUGUCUUUGCCGAUAUGAAUGGCGACGGCCGAGCCGACUUUAUCCAUUUGGCACCAAAUGGCGCGGCAACUCUCUAUAUAAACCAAGGCCGCUCUGCCUCUGGCGGGGUGAAAUGGUGGAACUGGGGUGUUAUCGCUGCUGGUGUAGGGUCUAAGCGUGAGAAUGUUCGGAUCGUGGAUCUGAACGGCGACGGGCAAGCUGACUAUGUUACGGUGGAUGAAAAGACUGGUGGAUUGAACGUAUGGUACAACCGCGGCCCCUCCUCUGGAAACUGGGGCACUGUGGAAUCGCUGGUUUGGUGGAACCCAGGAUCGCCGAUUGCAUCUGGUGUAAGCCAACUAUCUACCUGGUCAGACUCUUCCAUGGUGCGUUUUGGAGACUUGAAUGGCGACGGGAGGGAUGAGUACUUGUAUAUUGGAUCUAAGGAUGCUAGCGUUUAUGCAUUCCUUAAUGGGUGUUAA
Messenger RNA from Fusarium sp. VM40, 2643 nucleotides. The record is from the annotation of a GenBank genome assembly. NCBI's taxonomy places the organism in Eukaryota, Fungi, Ascomycota, Sordariomycetes, Hypocreales, Nectriaceae.